Molecule: messenger RNA, 1943 nt
Organism: Stylophora pistillata
Lineage: Eukaryota; Metazoa; Cnidaria; Anthozoa; Scleractinia; Pocilloporidae
Product: putative neuropeptide Y receptor type 6
Biological process (GO): G protein-coupled receptor signaling pathway
Cellular component (GO): plasma membrane
Molecular function (GO): G protein-coupled receptor activity
Source: RefSeq, a predicted model, not a curated record
UCUGCCAUAUGAAGAAUCCCGACCACCUAUCUGUUUGAUAUAGAUCUCAUUAUAAAACGAAUGAAAUUAAACAGUGAUGCAUUUGCAGUCAAACAGAAUAUCACAAGCCUCUGGAACAGUGAUUACAAACAGUCAUGAUUUGUCGCUGUACUCUUUGUCGGGGGCGUUGUUAGAACACAACAUUUCUUUGUCAGAGUUAAAAAUACAUCAAGAUAGAAAGACUGUGAACGUGAAAGAAGUAGAGAACGUGGCUGAAGAUUUCGGUGACGGUUUGUUAUCUGAGGUUUGCGUCAAGGUGAGUUACUGAACAAUACUGAAAGGCUUGCUAACGCCGACGACGUAAUUUCCAGGGAAAAAAGAAGAAAGUCAAGAAGUGAAAUAUACUGUUCAUUGAAAGACAUUUAUUAACUUCACCAGUGUAAGACUUUGAAUUGUGAAUGAGUGCUAUCAACCAUUUUGGUUACAAAGUCAUCUUUUCCUUUAGGAAACUUGAACUGAAAUCUCCACAUUGAGUCAGUUAGGAGUGUAUAAGGAAAACAAAAAGGAUUUACUGAAGCGAAAGUGAGAGCUUUGUAAAAGCAACAGUGAAAACAAACAGUUCUCCAUUCAGAGUAUUAUUCAGAGGAAUAUCAAUAUUCAUCAAGUCAAGGCUUCUAAAAAUUUCAAAAUUAUAUUGCCGGUAAAUAAAAUGACCAACAACAGCAGUUCCACAGGUUUCGGCGAAAUGGCAUCUUCAACCGCCGACCAUAUCAUACGAGUAACGUGGCUAUCCAUCGUGUUUGUUUUCGGGGCCGUUGGAAAUCUCCUGUUAUUUGCAGUGAUUUUACGAAAGGGGAGAAUCGCGAACGUUGCCAAUCUGUUCAACCUGAACUUAGCUUUGAGUGACGUGUUGCGCAUCAUCGUGUUUGUACCUGUUUAUCUGGCUUAUUCCGCGCAAAACGAAUGGCCCAAGUUAUUGGGAAAGGCUGGUUGUAAAGGGAUGUUCAUGAUUGUCCAGAGCAGUUUGACGGUAUCCAUAAUAACCUUGAUGUUUAUGAGCCUAGAACGAUAUCAGGCUGUAGUGCAGCCGCUGAAAAAACAGAUGAAUAUGAAUAUUGCCAAGUACGUUGUGGUCCUUUCGUGGUUUCUCGGGUUACUUACUAGCAUCUGGUUUGCCUUAUCAAUCUCGCUUGGCAUGACAACAGGUAAUCGACGUACUUGCAAUAUUGGGGCAAAAGACUUCUGGAUUAAGCAAACGCUUCUGUUGCUUAUCAUAGGAACACAGUGGCUUCCUGGAGGAGUUUUCACCGUAGCGUACAUAAAGAUUAUUCUAAAGCUACGUAGAGACUCCGUAAUAAAUCCAUCUGAUGUUUCUCAAAGCUCGCAAAAUCGCCAUCGGCGGAACAAGAGAGCGGCUCGCAUCUUAGUCAUUGAAGUUCUUUUAUUUUUAUGUUUUCUGUAUCCUUUUUAUCAGUACAGUUUGGCCUGGAUUCUGGGGUCUGGUGACAUCGUUAGUCCCUUAUCUGGUAAAGGGAUGGUCAUUUAUUGCCUGAUGAUGUCGUAUUCCCUUAUUAACCCCAUUUGUCAUAUUGCGUUAAACAGCGAGUGCAGACGUGAGAUUAUUAAGAUGAUCUGUCAGUUCAAAGGUCGUUGUUGCCGCGCGAAAAAUCGGGCUGGCGAUUGUACGCAGUGUCAUGGACCAUCGUGGCGUGAGAAACAACAAGGAAUGCAUCUCGCCACAGAAAGAACAAAAACUGUCACGGAAAUAUGACAUCUUAAGCCACCUGAAUUCUAAAAGAUGAACGACAUCAAAAUGAGGAGAUACUCGUUAGAAUUUGUCUAAAGUAAGAUGACGGUUGGCCGAUUUCACGAGAUAAAUAGAUAGAUAUUAUUUCCUAAGCUAAUAAGCUCUCUGACUGAACCAGCCAGAGGGCAAAUUUUGUUGGGUUCCACCGAGCACUAAA